AGUCCUCUUUCACCUCAAAAUCUGGCUGGCUGCAGUGUCAUAUAUGUCUUCCUCACCAGGGCCAGGACCUUUGGCUCAAGAGAAGAUCAGCAGCUCUCAAAGCUCGAAGCGGCGCGCCAUCGCAGAUGUGAUAUCACAAACAUAUCCGCCCUUCGACCAUCGCUCGACCAUCGUAGAACCGUUUGAUAAUGAGUCCAAAAGAGACGUGGAGUUCCUCGAAAAACUAAAUGCCAUGCUACUCGAGCUAAUGCUCGACUUUCACGCGUGGUCGACGGCGCGUCCUGCUCACGAAAGCGAUACCAAUGCCGACGCCCUGGAGAAGGAAGUGAAGGUGGUCAUCGAGUUUGAGAAAGAACAAGGCAUGUCGUCUCUCAUCGAGAAAACUCGUCAACGCCUCAACGAGUUCGUGACCCGGAUCAAGCUUGCGCUCGCCGCUCUGACUGGUCUCUCCGGAUGAACUGCCGCGGAUCUCGGACGCUGUCUGGACACCUCUUGCUGCCUGCUGUGCUCCAUUCAUUGUUGUAUCAUAUUUUCGUCCCAAACGUCGAAUGCCACGGGAACAUAUGGCACCUACUGUAACAAAUAUCGCAACGACGUUAUUUCUCAAGGUGUGAACAAUCUGGU
Molecule: messenger RNA, 624 nt
Organism: Fomitopsis serialis
Lineage: Eukaryota; Fungi; Basidiomycota; Agaricomycetes; Polyporales; Fomitopsidaceae
Exons: 3
Coding region: 44-457 (137 amino acids)
Source: RefSeq, a predicted model, not a curated record